AAGGCCUAACCUCUUAACAUUCCUCCAUUGUGACGACCCAGCUAGUCCUCGUCAACUUUUCCGCCUGAUACGAUAGACGGAGCUGGCUGAGAUUGUGAACUGACUGCAUCUCUUCCUGUAAGAUGGCCAGCCUCGACAAACUCGCUAUCCGAGGCAUUCGCUCUUUCGAUGACAAACAGAUAUCUGUCAUCGAGUUCUUCACGCCCGUUACUGUCAUUGUCGGUCAUAAUGGCAGCGGGAAGACUACGAUUAUUGAGUGCUUGAAAUACGCCACGACGGGAGAUCAGCCUCCCAAUACGCGUGGCGGUGCGUUCGUCCACGAUCCGAAGAUGGCGAACGAAAAAGAAGUGAAGGCACAGGUCAAACUGCGAUUCCACGCCGCCAAUGGCAACCGGAUGUUAGCCGUUCGCAACCUGUCCGUGACUUUGAAGAAGAAUGGGGCAUUGACAAUGAAGACCUUGGAGAGCAUAUUGGCUUUAGCGGAUGAGAAGAGUGGGAAGAGAGGUGCUAUAUCUACCAAGUGUGCUGAGAUGGAUGUCGAAAUCCCCCAUCUUCUUGGCGUCUCAAAAGCCGUCCUAGAGAAUGUCAUCUUCUGCCACCAAGAGGACUCUUACUGGCCUUUGGCGGAGCCCUCCAUUCUGAAGAAGAAGUUUGAUGACAUCUUUGAGGCCACUAAGUAUACAAAGGCUUUAGACAACAUCAAAGCUUUACGGAAGGAUAGAGUGGCAGAGCUCAAAGUCGAGAAGGAGCGCCUCGAAUCUCUCGCAACAGAGAAGGUACAUGCCGAUAAAUUGAGGAAACGGUUAUCGGAAGCAAGGAGCACUGUCUCAGAGAAGACAAUGGAAUACGAAGAGCUGAAACAGAAGUACGAGGAGCUAGUGAAGGCCAAUGCCAGAUUCUAUGAUUCUGCCACCAAAUUCCGCGAGACGUAUAUGAAAGUAGAUGCCCUGAAUGACCAGAAAACACGAUAUCAGAAGGAACUGGACGACGCACGGGAGAAUGUUCGAGAGCUGGACGGUAUGCACCCUCCACACUGAUGACAUAUGUUGUGACACAUACUUGCUAACGUCUCCAUUGAAGGUACUGAUCAUGAGUUGGUGGAUCGUUUGAAGAAUUUCGACGAGCACACUGCAAAACAGAGGCAGAAGCUCAAGUCGGAGUCCAACAAAUUGCACGAUACGGAGGAG
Laetiporus sulphureus 93-53 is the source of this 1187-nucleotide messenger RNA. RefSeq lists its product as uncharacterized. The record is from RefSeq and is a predicted model, not a curated record. Gene Ontology annotation, cellular component: condensed nuclear chromosome; Mre11 complex. Lineage: Eukaryota; Fungi; Basidiomycota; Agaricomycetes; Polyporales; Laetiporaceae. Gene Ontology annotation, biological process: double-strand break repair; telomere maintenance via recombination; telomere maintenance via telomerase. The transcript has 3 exons. Gene Ontology annotation, molecular function: single-stranded telomeric DNA binding; G-quadruplex DNA binding; double-stranded telomeric DNA binding. The coding region runs from base 123 to 1037 and encodes 304 amino acids.